AACAUUACAGUAACUACAUUUCCCAUGACGCCUCACGGUUUGCGACGUCAUUAAGCUGCGCAGGGCUGAGGUGGCGUUUGAGACGAGGUGUUUUCUCUGGCGGCUCACCUGGACUCCUUUGGGCGGCUUUCAUCAUGACUAAACUUCUGCAGUGGCUGUUCGGUGUGUCGCUGGUGGUCGCCGGCUGGGCUUUGGUCUCCUUCGACCUGUUGGACCUGAAGCUGCCGCAGCCGUACAGAGAGGUGGCCUGGCCGAUGCCUCUCUACCUGCUGGUGUCGUUUGGCUGCUACUCCCUGGCCACGGUAGGGUACCGGGUGGCCACCUUUAAUGACUGCGAGGAGGCGGCAAAGGAGCUACAGGAGCAGAUAAAAGAAGCCAAAGAGGACCUGAGGAAAAAGGGAUUGAAGAUGUAGAGCUGAAGAGACACUUUUGAGACUGAGAAGGAAAACAAGGACCACUGUGUUACUGGCGUGUUUUGUUUAGGUGCUGAGGAAACUGGACUCUGAACUGACACUGUGUUGAAUGUUUGCAGCAGACAAGAUGUGAAUAUAAAUCAUAAAUUGUAUUAAUCGGUAUUCUGUUUUGUUUAGUGCAUACUGUUGAGACUUGCUAAAAAAAUGAGACAUAAAAGAUUUGAUGGAUGUUUUUUUUGGGCUAUUCAUAAAAAGCAACAAUGUCAACCUUUAAAAAAAAUAUUAAUUCAGAUACAACCUUUUUUUAAGGUAACUGGGUUAUACUGUACUAAAAAUAUGAACCCAACAUGUCAUAUUUGAUUACAUUCUACCAAGUCUGUUUGAUAUAUGGAAAUAAAUAUUUGUCAUUUACACAUGGGAGCUCUACAAAUGAAACAACCAAUUGCCCACUAUAUUCUACACACAUAUUGAUAUAAUUGGCUAAAUUUUACCAGAAUGACUAAAAUGAGAUUUUUAACUUUUCUUGACGUCACAAAACAGAACCAUCUGCAUGCUGUGUUUGUAUUUUUGUUCAGUUUAAGAUAUUUAGCACAUUUUAAACUGCAUAAAAAAGCAAAGCAGUGAACACAAGCAGCGCUGUCUUUGCUCGAAAACUACACGCAGCAGAGUUAUUGUCACUGUGAUGCUAAAACGUCAUCUGUAACCAGCUGCUGUUUGCUGAAAUGCCAGCGAAUGACACCAGAAGGUCACAUUGCAACAGCCUGACUAAAGACUGUUUCCACUGAGAAUUCUGGGAUGCUAUCAAUCAGCUCUGUAACAGUCCCACACAGGCUGGACCUUGUUUUGUGUCUGGAGUUUGUCGCUUGUCAGUGUAGAUGGACUAGAUUUUUAUCUGUGAAUAAGCGUACAUUCCACUGUCCAGUUUCAGACUUGUGCCCUGAAGGGGGAUUGCCGAGAAUGAAUUAAACAAGAAUCUAUUUUCUUCAA
This is a messenger RNA of Acanthochromis polyacanthus (spiny chromis), 1400 nucleotides long. RefSeq names its product dolichyl-phosphate mannosyltransferase subunit 3, regulatory (gene dpm3). The transcript has 2 exons. Gene Ontology annotation, biological process: GPI anchor biosynthetic process. The record is from RefSeq and is a predicted model, not a curated record. Gene Ontology annotation, cellular component: dolichol-phosphate-mannose synthase complex; endoplasmic reticulum membrane. NCBI's taxonomy places the organism in Eukaryota, Metazoa, Chordata, Actinopteri, Pomacentridae. Bases 135 to 413 code for a protein of 92 amino acids.